AUGAUACGCGGCGUACGAGGCGUACGAGGUGUUACUGGGUGCGCCAUUGAGCCUCAUCGAGGUGUGACUCUGCAAACCCCCCUAGAAAUUCGACUCGUACGAUCCGAUCGACGUGUUGUUAUUGUGCUGGACUCGGCACUGCGAGUCGCAUACGGAGCUCCGUACGGGGAAACAAAUCACGGUUCCCCUUGCUCCAAUCUCGACUGUGGCCCGAAUGAGUGUGCGAGAUGGGGGCAAGGCGACGACGCAGACAAGGCCGUGCCGGGAAGCCGAUUCUUAUUUACCAUGACGUAUUCGCCGUUCGAGACUGCGAGACUGCGAGACUCGAGACAACCUAGACCACCGACGACGCGAAAGCGAAAGCGAGAGCAGCCAAUCGCAACUGGGGACCGGCCGGACUUCAAGUCGUAUCCAAUCCGAAAACAGGCACCGUUUCGAGAUGACAAGCGGAGCGUGGCCAACGAAGCCAACUCCGGUCCCCACCCUUCGGCCGACAAAGUAGGUCUGGCUGACCACAGACCAGCAAGCGCACGCCUCGAGAUGAGGCUACGGCCUCGGGCUACUGCAAGACCCCGAAACUUCCUUCGACUGCCUGCAGCAGCGAUGUGAGGUGCGAACCUGUGUGAGAUCGGCGGAUGGGAGACAUGCAUCGGCAUGAGUCAAGUGCUUACACCGGGCGCUGCCGGGGAUGGCUCCCCUCGGAGGCGUCAUGAGCGUCGGAAUUGUGAACGGAGUUGGGGCCAAAGCCACAUGGCGGGAGGUUAUCGAUCCGAGCCAGAUCGCCAAGUUGCGUCUGAG
This is a messenger RNA of Ilyonectria robusta, 798 nucleotides long. RefSeq lists its product as uncharacterized. Bases 1 to 609 code for a protein of 202 amino acids. Lineage: Eukaryota; Fungi; Ascomycota; Sordariomycetes; Hypocreales; Nectriaceae. The transcript has 2 exons. The record is from RefSeq and is a predicted model, not a curated record.